Loa loa (African eye worm) is the source of this 295-nucleotide messenger RNA. RefSeq lists its product as hypothetical. The transcript has a single exon. The record is from RefSeq and is a predicted model, not a curated record. NCBI's taxonomy places the organism in Eukaryota, Metazoa, Nematoda, Chromadorea, Rhabditida, Onchocercidae. Bases 98 to 274 code for a protein of 58 amino acids.
ACCUCAUGACCUAAUACAAGUUCUGUGAAUUUGCUUGAGACAAACUGUUUCAUUAAACACUAUCACGAGAAUAUCUCCACACUUUCAUCUGCGAUAUAUGACAUUUUCUCAAAUACGGAACAAACGAAAAAGCGUCGUAGCGACGUACGCACACACCGCACCCCCGAUCGAUCCAACAGCCAUUCGAGACCAUCGAACACCCAACCGUAAUGCAAAAAUACCUCCCAACCUACGGUACCGCGUUGGUAACACCCCGCGCACUUCACACCGGUGAAGUUAUCGCCUCCACGAAAAU